Molecule: messenger RNA, 1094 nt
Organism: Psammomys obesus (fat sand rat)
Lineage: Eukaryota; Metazoa; Chordata; Mammalia; Rodentia; Muridae
Product: major allergen I polypeptide chain 1-like
Exons: 3
Coding region: 164-442 (92 amino acids)
Cellular component (GO): extracellular region
Molecular function (GO): steroid binding
Source: RefSeq, a predicted model, not a curated record
UACACCUCCCCCUGACACACAUACUCACAACGCCAGGAAGUUCCAAGCGGUGUCCUGGGAGGGGCCUGGAGGGGCUGAGAAUCGGCCCCUCCCUGCCCACUGAACAGCCCAGGGCAGUUAUAAAAUGGACCCAAGCUAGGUUGGAGCACCUGUGGCCGUUACCAUGAAGUUCCCCAGUGCUCUGCUGGUGCUCGGGGCUGCCCUGCUCCUGACCUCAGGGGGAAAUUGUGGGAUAUGCCCACUCAUUGAAAAGGACCUUGAGCUUUUUCUUUUGGGGUCUUCAAGUGACUAUAUGGCAUUCGUGAAAAAUUACCAGCAUAAUGACUUGGUACUGGACGCUGCUAAAGGUCUGAAGGACUGUGUGUGUGAUCAAUUGACACAGGAAGCAAAGCAAUUUGCAUUUGAUUUUUUGAAAAGGAUAUUUGCAAGCGAUCAGUGUUGAUAGGCGCAUCCUUGCCAGGAAGAUUCAAGGAAGCCACUUGCCUGUUCACCUGCACAGGUGCAGCAAACCCUUCCCCUACCCUCCAGGUGUCUGAAAACAGGAACCCAACAAUAAAAACCUUGCGAUUCACAGGGGUGCCUGAACUGUUUGGACCCGAGAUUGGGGAUUGAUUGGGCUGGAGGGUUCGGCAGCGACAGCCAGUGGGACUCUGAACUGCCACCGCUCACUUGCAGUGCUGUCAAAAUGCCCCCACAGCACGCAUUAGGGGAUGCCUGGGGACCUCGCUCAUGGCAGGCAGCCAGAGCGUCUGUCAGCUUCAUGGGACAGGGUCCCCAGGCAGGUCCACGUCCUCCCAGAUUGAACGCCCCAGGAACACGGAACGGUGUAGGGCCAGAGGAUCACGCAGACUCCAGACAGCAGAAUCCAUCCCGGCUGCCAGUCGGUGCUGGGGUCGUGGGCCAAUCGUGUAAUGUGUUCUUUGGGCCUCUGGGUCCCAUCUAGAGGGGAUGGGACAAAAAUAAAACCGGCCCCCUCCGGGCCUGUCACCAAGCUUCAUCUGCCCCUCCUAGAAGAGACAACAAAGAAGGCUGGAAAUAAGUGUGGGAUCUGGGCAAAUCCAGACCUCAGUUCAUCCUAAUGCCAGCUACCCCGA